This is a messenger RNA of Delphinapterus leucas (beluga whale), 1713 nucleotides long. The record is from RefSeq and is a predicted model, not a curated record. Lineage: Eukaryota; Metazoa; Chordata; Mammalia; Artiodactyla; Monodontidae.
UGUGGUGGCCCCUAUAAAUGCCUGAAAAAAAAUUAUCAGGUGGGACUCUUCGACUGCCUCGAGAGCGGCUUUGAACAGUUAUAUGGAUCUUGGAGUUUGGAGACUGGGGAUUGUGCCUCGCUAAUCUAUGUUAAAAUCUUGGCCGGCAGAGAAUUUGAGGCGGCCCUGUCCUGGCCACCUAGAAUACUGUCUUCCUCUUACCAUCGUCCUCGUUGCGCCUCUCUUUCGGCGCUUCCGGAAGUCACCCUUUCCAUAGGCGGUUGGAGGUGGCUUUCGAGCUGAUUUGCGUGCGGUGGCGUCGUUGGGUUUGACCUCGGUUUUGCCCGGUGGGCGUUUUGUGGCGCCAUGUUCUUCCCCGGCGGUGUGCGGCCGAGGGGACACGCCAUGUUUUGGAGAAGCUAAGGAUUUACUACUGCCUUUCAGGACUUUUGUCUAAAAAAGGACGCCUCCGAGUUUGGGAAUUGGGAGCAAAUAGAGUUACACUGGACCGAAACACAAGGCUCUGACCCUGGGGAAUUGAAAGGGCCGCCUAAGGGCUUCUGCGGGCCGGAGGUCCGGGGAGAUUAUCGUCCUUCUGUCCUCUUCUCCCCCCUUCCGGCCCGGGGAGAUUAUCGUCCUUCUGUCCUCUUCUCCCCCAGCCCCUCGGGCAGGGGCCUGGGCCCCGCGGUGCUGCCACUCCAGCCAGAUCCGUUGCUGCCAGUGUGCCUGCCUCUGGUGCCCAUCCUUUCUGGGAUUCGUAGUUUAUACCUAAGUCCCAGUACUGUUUCAAUUAAGAGUUCUAGUAAGCACCUGUACAUGAGCCCCUAGUUUGUGCCAGCCAGUUUGCUGAGGGUUUCACGUACUGUCAUAUUUAAAAGGCUUUCAACAUCUGAGAUAACUAUUACACCCACUUUACAGGGCUUAGCCAGUUCCUGACCAACAGCUGGAACUCAAAACCAGUUUGCUAAGUGAGCGAGUGAAAGAAUCAAUCCACUUCUCUUCAGUGCUGCACAGCACAGCAGAUAUCCCAGCUCAGAUAUGGGUUGAAAGACCACAGGCCUACCUGGAGGGCUCAGCUCUCUUAAUUCCUGGGAGACCCUGGACAUGCCAGGAUGUAUUGUGGAGGAGUUGCAUUUAGAAGAUGGGGAGGAAGUCCCAAACACAUUCCCAGAGCCCCAUCUGGGCCGGUGGUACUUUAUCGCAGGGGCAGCUCCCACCAAGGAGGAGUUGGCGACUUUUGACCCUGUGGACAACAUUGUCUUCAACAUGGCCGUGGGCUCUGCCCCCAUGCAGCUCCAGCUUCGAGCUACCAUCCGCACGAAAAAUGGGCUCUGUGCGCCCCGGAAAUGGAUCUACCACCUGUCUGAGGGGAGCACAGAUCUCAGAACCGAAGGCCGCCCUGACAUGAAGACCAAGCUCUUCUCCAGCGCAUGCCCAGGCGGAAUCAUGCUGAAAGAGACAGGCCAGGGUUACCAGCGCUUCCUCCUCUACAAUCGCUCACCACACCCUCCCGAGAAUUGUGUGGAGGAAUUCCAGUCCCUGACCUCCUGCCUCGACUUUAAGGCCUUCUUACUGACUCCCAGGAAUCAAGAGACCUGUGAGCUGUCCAGUAACUGACCUGUGGCUUCAUCUGUGCCCCCCAGAUGGAUACAGUAGGAACUGAGAUUGUGGUGGGCGGAGAAGCUGGAGACUCUUAACUCCCUUUCAAGAAUAAAGAUGAUUUUUCAAUCCUCA